This is a messenger RNA of Parnassius mnemosyne (clouded apollo), 678 nucleotides long. NCBI's taxonomy places the organism in Eukaryota, Metazoa, Arthropoda, Insecta, Lepidoptera, Papilionidae. The record is from the annotation of a GenBank genome assembly.
AUGAGUCGCUCUCUUAAAGCGCUAAUAGGACCUUCCAUUCUUAAUUCUGAUUUAUCUAAAUUGCUUGAAGAAUCUCAAAAACUACUAGACAAUGGUGCAGAUUAUUUGCAUUUAGAUGUAAUGGAUGGUCACUUUGUGCCUAACCUAACCUUUGGCCAUCCGAUUGUGAAAUGUUUGCAUAAUCAUAUAAAAGAUGCAUUUUUGGAAACCCAUAUGAUGGUUUCUAAACCGGAACAGUGGAUAACACCAAUGGCUGAUGCAGGUGUCAAUCAAUAUACAUUCCACAUUGAACCGAUUACAAAUGUUGAAGAAGUCUGUAGAAAAAUUAGGGAACAUGGGAUGAAGGCUGGUGUUGCUAUUAAACCAGGGACCCCAGUAGCUGAAGUAGAAAAAUAUAUAUCAGUUGCUGAUAUGGUUCUCAUAAUGACAGUUGAACCAGGGUUUGGUGGUCAAAAAUUUAUGGAAGAACAAAUGUCUAAAGUUCAAUAUCUGAGAAAACAAUAUCCCUUAUUGAAUAUUGAAGUGGACGGUGGAGUGGGACCCUCAACUAUAGAUUGCUGUGCAAAUGCUGGUGCAAACAUGAUAGUGUCAGGGACUGCUGUUAUAGGUGCAGAAGAUCAAGCAGCAACAAUUAACUUAUUGAGAAAUGCUGUACAAAGAGCUAUAGAUAAAAAAUAA